GCGUAAGCUAAGACACGCGGGGUUCCGCUGCGCUGCCCUCGGGCCCGGGGUUACCUACUCCACAUGCGGGUAUUUCUCCCAAGUGCGGCUUCUGGGGAGCGGCGCGGGCGCGGGCGGGGAUUCCGGGAUUCCAGCACCGCCACGUCCCGGAGCGUUCGGCCGGGUUCCUUAAUUACCCUGCAGCAUGCGCAGCGCGGCCGGCCAGAGCGCCGCCGCCGUCCCCGCCGUCCUCCCUGCAGCCACUGCCGCCGUCGCCGCCGCGGGAACGUCCCAGUCGCCGCGGGAGGAAGACGCGGCCCCAGCCUCCGCCGCCUCCGCUGUCAGAGUCCCGCGGCCACCACCGAGAGCGCGCCCGCGCCGCCGCCACCGCGGCCGGGAGCAAGGAGGCGGUUCUGGGCGGCCCAGCUAAGGCGCUGCAGGGUCGCGAGGAAGUUUGUUGGCCCGGAACCAAGCACGCCGUCGGGCACGCUAGCUCCCCGAGAGCAGGCGGGCGCAUCUGUGGCCACUUGUUCACAUGGUUUCAAGGCACAAUGAGACUCACUGGCCCUUGGAAACUUUGGCUUUGGAUGUCAGUGUUCCUGCUUCCUGCUUCCACUUCCGUGACCAUUAGGGACAAGACAGAAGAAUCAUGCCCUAUCCUGAGAAUAGAGGGACAUCAGCUGACCUAUGACAACAUAAACAAAGUUGAAGUUUCAGGUUUUGAUCUAGGAGAGAGCUUUUCUCUAAGACGUGCAUUUUGUGAAAGUGAUAAAACCUGUUUCAAAUUGGGAAGUGCACUUCAUGUUAGAGACACUAUUAAGGUAUUUCCCAAAGGCCUUCCUGAGGAAUACUCAGUAACUGCCAUGUUUCGAGUAAGAAGAAACGCCAAAAAGGAACGGUGGUUUCUGUGGCAGGUUUUAAACCAGCAGAAUAUUCCACAGAUUUCUAUAGUAGUUGAUGGUGGAAAGAAGGUGGUGGAAUUUAUGUUUCAAGCCACAGAGGGAGAUGUGUUGAACUACAUUUUUAGAAAUCGAGAACUCCGUCCUUUGUUUGAUCGUCAGUGGCACAAACUUGGCAUCAGUAUACAAUCCCAGGUCAUUUCACUCUAUAUGGAUUGUAAUUUAAUUGCAAGGAGACAGACUGAUGAAAAGGACACUGUGGAUUUCCAUGGACGGACAGUUAUUGCUACACGAGUUGCAGAUGGCAAGCCUGUGGAUAUUGAACUUCACCAACUUAAAAUCUACUGCAGUGCAAACCUCAUAGCUCAAGAAACAUGUUGUGAAAUAUCAGAUACUAAGUGCCCAGAGCAGGAUGGCUUUGGAAAUAUUGCAUCAUCAUCGGUAACUGCUCAUGCCAGUAAAAUGUCUUCAUAUCUGCCAGCAAAGCAGGAACUGAAAGACCAGUGCCAGUGCAUUCCAAACAAGGGAGAAGCAGGAUUACCAGGAGCUCCGGGUUCAUCUGGGCAGAAAGGGGAUAAAGGAGAGCCGGGUGCAGUUGGUAAUAAAGGUGAAUUUGGUGCUCCUGGAAUUCCUGGGGAAAAGGGUGAAAAUGGUUUACAUGGUGCUCCAGGAUUACCUGGUCAAAAGGGAGAGCAAGGUUUUGAAGGUAGCAAAGGAGAAACUGGUAAAAAGGGUGAACAAGGAGAAAAAGGAGAUCCAGGUCUGGCUGGCCUUAAUGGAGAAAAUGGUUUGAAAGGUGACUUGGGUCCUCGUGGUCUACCUGGCCCAAAAGGAGAAAAGGGAGAUACCGGACCCCCAGGACCACCAGCCUUACCCGGUUCCCUGGGGAUACAAGGCCCCCAAGGUCCACCUGGAAAAGAGGGUCAGAGGGGAAGACGAGGGAAAACGGGACCUCCAGGAAAACCAGGGCCCCCAGGACCACCUGGACCUCCUGGAAUACAAGGAAUACACCAGACUCUUGGUGGAUAUUAUAACAAUGAUAACAAGGGAAAUGAUGAACAUGAAGCUGGAGGCCUGAAAGGAGACAAGGGUGAAACUGGACUACCAGGAUUUCCAGGGUCUGUUGGCCCUAAAGGACAAAAAGGAGAACCUGGAGAGCCUUUUACAAAAGGAGAAAAAGGAGAUAGAGGAGAACCUGGGAUAAUAGGAUCACAGGGAGUAAAGGGUGAACCUGGAGAUCCUGGUCCCCCUGGUUUAAUAGGAAGCCCAGGACUAAAGGGUCAGCAGGGAUCUGCAGGCUCCAUGGGACCCAGAGGACCGCCAGGAGAUGUUGGAUUGCCAGGAGAACAUGGUAUCCCAGGAAAACAAGGCAUUAAAGGAGAAAAGGGAGAUCCAGGUGGGAUCAUAGGCCCUCCCGGGCUUCCAGGUCCAAAAGGUGAGGCUGGUCCUCCAGGGAAAAGCCUGCCAGGGGAACCAGGAUUAGAUGGAAAUCCUGGAGCACCUGGUCCACGUGGGCCAAAGGGAGAAAGAGGACUUCCAGGUGUUCACGGUUCCCCAGGGGACAUAGGCCCACCAGGGGUAGGAAUUCCUGGCAGAACAGGCUCCCAAGGACCAGUUGGAGAGCCAGGUAUUCAGGGUCCUCGAGGUCUUCCUGGGUUGCCAGGAACUCCAGGGACUCCAGGGAAUGAUGGAGUUCCAGGGAGGGAUGGAAAGCCAGGCCUGCCAGGCCCCCCAGGUGACCCGAUUGCACUUCCUCUCUUGGGAGACAUCGGUGCUUUGCUCAAGAAUUUCUGUGGCAACUGCCAAGCCAGUGUCCCAGGGCUGAAAAGCAACAAAGGAGAAGAAGGAGGCGCUGGUGAGCCUGGAAAGUAUGAUUCCAUGGCCCGGAAGGGUGAUACAGGGCCACGGGGUCCUCCAGGAAUCCCAGGCAGAGAGGGACCAAAGGGAAGCAAAGGAGAGCGGGGCUACCCUGGGAUACCUGGGGAGAAAGGCGAUGAGGGUCUUCAAGGAAUUCCAGGCAUUCCAGGCGCUCCAGGCCCAACGGGACCCCCUGGCUUACUGGGAAGAACUGGACAUCCUGGUCCCACAGGAGCAAAAGGUGAAAAGGGCAGCGACGGACCCCCCGGGAAACCUGGACCACCUGGACCACCUGGUAUUCCAUUUAAUGAAGGAAAUGGCAUGAGCAGUUUAUAUAAAAUUAAGGGAGGUGUGAAUGUUCCCAGUUACCCAGGGCCACCCGGUCCUCCUGGCCCAAAAGGCGAUCCUGGCCCAGUGGGAGAGCCUGGUGCAAUGGGGUUGCCAGGAUUAGAAGGAUUUCCAGGUGUAAAGGGAGAUCGAGGCCCAGCAGGUCCCCCGGGAAUAGCAGGGAUGUCGGGGAAACCUGGAGCCCCAGGGCCUCCAGGAGUUCCAGGGGAACCGGGUGAGAGAGGACCUGUUGGAGAUAUAGGUUUCCCUGGACCAGAAGGACCCUCAGGAAAGCCAGGAAUAAAUGGAAAAGAUGGAAUACCAGGUGCUCAGGGCAUCAUGGGUAAGCCUGGAGACAGAGGCCCCAAAGGAGAACGUGGUGAUCAGGGGAUUCCAGGAGACAGAGGCCCACAAGGUGAACGGGGAAAACCAGGCCUUACAGGCAUGAAGGGGGCCAUCGGUCCUAUCGGUCCACCAGGAAACAAGGGCUCAAUGGGAUCCCCUGGCCACCAAGGCCCUCCAGGCUCUCCUGGCAUCCCUGGCAUUCCGGCUGAUGCAGUUUCAUUUGAAGAAAUAAAGAAGUAUAUUAAUCAAGAGGUCCUAAGGAUUUUUGAAGAGAGGAUGGCUGUAUUCCUAUCCCAGCUUAAGCUGCCAGCAGCAAUGUUGGCUGCCCAAGCUCAUGGGAGGCCUGGGCCACCAGGAAAGGAUGGGUUGCCUGGGCCACCAGGAGACCCUGGACCCCAAGGCUACAGAGGACAGAAGGGAGAAAGAGGUGAACCUGGAAUUGGGCUGCCAGGGAGUCCAGGUCUUCCUGGGACUUCAGCUCUGGGUUUGCCAGGCUCACCAGGUGCCCCAGGCCCCCAGGGCCCCCCAGGACCCAGUGGAAGAUGUAACCCAGAAGACUGCCUCUAUCCUGUGUCUCAGGCCCAUCAGCGGACAGGUGGGAAAUGAACACACCUGAAGAAGACUUGGUUCCUGGUGACACCUCCUUGCCAUUGGAGCUAUCUUAAUACCAUCAAACCCUCAUCAUCUGUGGGUUGCUUUUUUUUUUUUUUUUUUUUUUGGAGUAAGCCAGACAUUAAAAGCAACCAUUUGAAUCCUAUUCCUAUAGCAAUUGCAAAUCAGCAUUUUUUGAUUUUUCCCAAAUUCAUUCCAUAUGUUUUGCUUUACAAUUGCUAUGAUUUUUACUCAGAGUUUUAUAUGAAAUAUGCAAGUAAAUCUUAUCGUUAGUUCUUCUUCAAAAGGAAAUUGCAUCUUGUGACUUAGUAGACUGAUGAUGAUAUCCAUUUUGUAGACUCAUCAACAUGUGGUUGGCCUUUGAUUUCUGAAUUUUAAAGUUUCAGACUUUAAGUUUUCUUGGUGUUUAAAUUUACUAUCAUUGCUAAACAUUUUGUCAACUUUUUUGAUAUAGUGCAUUGCUCCUGUUGAAUGUUUUUUGACUACUUUUUAUAACUUAAGAAUUUUUGUACCAUCUACAUCUAUCCUACUUAUGCAGAAAAAUAGGCAAUAAGAACUUCAUUUUACAACUUCUGUUGUCAAAAAAAAAAAAAAGAAAAACCACA
Messenger RNA from Chlorocebus sabaeus (green monkey), 4624 nucleotides. Lineage: Eukaryota; Metazoa; Chordata; Mammalia; Primates; Cercopithecidae. The record is from RefSeq and is a predicted model, not a curated record.